CCAUUAGCGUUCAGCGCUACUGACAUGAACAGAUUGUUUGCUUGACUGACGCAGAGGCACUUCCGCUUUAUUUUCAAAGUAAAAUUCAAGUAUAUAUAAAAACUGGUGAUUUGCAAACAAUGAGUACCCAAUCAGUAAUCAAGCUACCAACUCCACUAGGCGCACUAAAAUAUCAUGUAUUUAUUUCGUCUACUCUACCGUUUCACAUCAUCAUCAAAAAUAGUUGAGGCUUUUAUUCUGAAAGCGAAGCUCUGACACCGGAUGUUGUCAUGCACUAAAACAGCACUCCGCAUGUUAUCUUUGUUAGCCAGGUUUCUUUAACCAGUGUUUGAUGCCUUAACAUCGAUUUAAAAUUAAAAAGCUAGAAAAGUUAUUAAUGAAAAAUUUAUUCACGACAUCCCAGUUUGUUGGGUGUUAAUGUUUACGUUUUGAUAUCGUUUAAGUCAUGCAUUUGCAUCGAAAUCUAGAGGUGUAGUUUUAUAGGUUGUUGCUCUUCUACAGGGUCUAAAGAAGCUCUAGAAGAUGUCAAAUGAUCUUGCUGGUGUGUGGGAGGUUGCUCUUAGUGAUGGGGUCCACAGGAUAGAGUUUGAGCACGGCACGACCACCGGGAAAAGGAUCAUCAUUGUGGAUGGAAAGGAGGUGCUGAGACGAGACUGGAUGUUCAAACUUGUGGGGAAGGAGACUUUCAAUGUGGGAAAAUCGGACACCAAAGCAACCAUUAACAUCGAUGCAGUCAGCGGGUUUGCCUAUGAGUACACCCUGGAGAUCAACGGGAAGAGCUUGAAGAAGUACAUGGAGAACAGGUCAAAGGUCACCAGCACCUGGGUGCUCAACUUGGACGGUGUUGACUGCAGGGUGGUCCUAGAGAAAGACACGAUGGAUGUUUGGUGUAAUGGACAGAAUAUUGAGACUGCCGGGGAAUUUGUGGAAGACGGCACAGAAACACAUUUCUCACUGGGAGACCACAACUGCUGCGUAAAGGCAGUGAGCAGUGGGAAGAGACGAGACGGGAUCAUUCACACGUUGCUUGUGGACGGCACAGAGAUAGCUGAAUGCACAGAGUAACUCUAUGUUUGUGUGAGUGUGUGUGUGUUUGUAUGAAGCAGCGUUUUUGGUUUGGCUCUAGGUAACAGUAAGACAGAGAGGUGUGUGUGUAGAGCAGGAGAUUGUUAUUCAAACCAGUCGGAGUCAGUGAUGAACUCAAAGAUUCACUCCUGUGAUUGACCGGCUUUGCUGUACACAUAUCAGCCAAAACAUUAAGAACACUAACAGUUUAUCACCUUGUUAUAAUGACACCUGUCAGCAGGGAUAAGUUAGGCAGCGAGUGAACAUUCAGUCUCUGAAGUUGAUGCAUGGACACAGGAAAAAUGGGCAGUUUUAAGGAUGUGAGCAGCUCUGAAGAGGGACAACAUGAGAUGGCCGGAUGACUGGGUCAGAAGAUAUGAAGACUGCAGCGCUUUAUGGGGGGGUUCAUGGUCUGCAGCUGGUGAACCAGCAACAGGGUCCUGGGCAGCCUUUAAAAAAACGAUAUAUAGAGGCAUUUGUUAGGACACUUUCCGUCCUCAACAUCUGUUGGCGCUAUGACAACCACAGAUGCAUAUGCCUGAAAGUGGUCAGUUAACACAGUCACUCUUUAAGCCUUAACACAGGUCUGAGUGGUCCGAUCCAACAAGCUACUUGAGCUCAAAAUGCUGAAAGGGUCCACCCUGGUUUUUUUAAUUGGAAGGGGUCAGAACACAAAGUGUCCAGACAGGUCAGUGCUGUUUUGGGGGGACCUACACAAUAUCAGGCGGGUGGUCAUAAUGUUAUGGCUGAUCAGUGUAUAUUUAUACUUUCAUCAAUUUCAGUAAUAUUCUCAUCAUUGGAGGCCUGAUGUGCCAUAUUUAUCUAACUCAGCCUGGCUCCAUUGUUCCUCCUGUACCAUGUACCGUACAUGUUGUCCUUUUGUUUAAACCAAAUUAGACCGACACCUGGUCCUGUAGACCCCAGACUCAACCUGUUCUCCCUCUAAUCAUUCUAAUACCGCAGAGUAGGAGGAUUUAAGACAGAGGAUCACGAGUGUCAUUAACUGUAGUAUCAUUCCAGUGUGCGAUGCUAAGGAAUGAUUGUUUUUGUGCUCUGUUGAAAUGUUAAACAUUGUAUGUUGGUUCGUGUGUGGAUAUUUCAGUAUGUUGUUAGCUCUUAGCGGACUGCUGUAAAUGUCUUUGUCUACUAUUUAAAAGCAGUAAUAAUUUCAAAGACAAUCAAGCAGCUGUGACAGCUGUGUUUGGAACUUUGUCUCAUUUAUUGUGGAAAAGCCAGAUAUUGUUGUUGUCACACUGAACUUAAGUGUGACAUUUUUAUAAAGUCCCAGUUGCUUAUUAAAGUUAUUUACAACUUGA
This is a messenger RNA of Labrus mixtus (cuckoo wrasse), 2381 nucleotides long. RefSeq names its product Fas apoptotic inhibitory molecule a (gene faima). The transcript is spliced from 4 exons. Gene Ontology annotation, biological process: positive regulation of neurogenesis; negative regulation of extrinsic apoptotic signaling pathway via death domain receptors; canonical NF-kappaB signal transduction. The coding region runs from base 523 to 1065 and encodes 180 amino acids. The record is from RefSeq and is a predicted model, not a curated record. Lineage: Eukaryota; Metazoa; Chordata; Actinopteri; Labriformes; Labridae.